Messenger RNA from Jaculus jaculus (lesser Egyptian jerboa), 4087 nucleotides. It is a transcript of the gene Srp54, whose product is annotated as signal recognition particle 54. Bases 270 to 1997 code for a protein of 575 amino acids. Lineage: Eukaryota; Metazoa; Chordata; Mammalia; Rodentia; Dipodidae. Gene Ontology annotation, molecular function: 7S RNA binding; GTPase activity; GTP binding. The record is from RefSeq and is a predicted model, not a curated record. The transcript has 17 exons. Gene Ontology annotation, biological process: SRP-dependent cotranslational protein targeting to membrane; SRP-dependent cotranslational protein targeting to membrane, translocation. Gene Ontology annotation, cellular component: cytosol; signal recognition particle, endoplasmic reticulum targeting.
GCGGAAGGUUCGGUGGCUGUCGUCGGUCUUGCAGCUGGUGGGAGUUGGCUUCGCGGUGCUGGGCGCCGGUCUCCUUAGUGUAUGUAGUUCGCGAAGUCGGGGUGCGGGGUCGCCCCUCCUGCGUGUCUGCUCCCGCGCUUCCGGAGCGUCCUCCCGCGGCGUGGGGCCUCGCGACUACUCCCGGCCCUUUCGGGCCACGGCUUGAGCGGUGCCUUUUUUUGUUUUCCUUUUUUGCGAGUUCCUCAUAAGUACAUCUUAAAGCUUUCAAGAUGGUUCUAGCAGACCUUGGAAGAAAAAUAACAUCAGCAUUACGCUCAUUGAGCAAUGCCACCAUUAUCAAUGAAGAGGUAUUAAAUGCUAUGCUAAAAGAAGUAUGUACAGCAUUAUUGGAAGCAGAUGUUAAUAUUAAACUAGUGAAGCAACUAAGAGAAAAUGUUAAGUCUGCUAUUGAUCUUGAAGAGAUGGCAUCUGGACUUAACAAGAGAAAAAUGAUCCAGCAUGCUGUAUUUAAAGAACUUGUAAAGCUUGUAGACCCAGGAGUUAAAGCAUGGACACCCACUAAAGGAAAACAGAAUGUGAUUAUGUUUGUUGGAUUGCAAGGGAGUGGUAAAACAACAACAUGUUCAAAGUUAGCAUAUUAUUACCAGAGGAAAGGUUGGAAGACCUGUUUGAUAUGUGCAGAUACAUUCAGAGCAGGAGCUUUUGACCAACUAAAACAGAAUGCUACGAAAGCAAGAAUUCCAUUCUAUGGAAGCUACACAGAAAUGGAUCCUGUUAUCAUUGCUUCUGAAGGAGUGGACAAAUUCAAAAAUGAAAACUUUGAAAUUAUUAUUGUUGAUACAAGUGGCCGCCACAAACAAGAGGACUCUUUGUUUGAAGAAAUGCUUCAAGUAGCUAAUGCUAUACAACCUGAUAACAUUGUUUAUGUGAUGGAUGCCUCCAUUGGGCAGGCUUGUGAAGCGCAGGCUAAGGCUUUUAAAGAUAAAGUAGAUGUAGCCUCCGUAAUAGUGACAAAACUUGAUGGUCAUGCAAAAGGAGGUGGUGCACUUAGUGCAGUUGCUGCCACAAAAAGUCCAAUUAUUUUCAUUGGUACAGGGGAACAUAUAGAUGACUUUGAACCUUUCAAAACACAACCUUUCAUCAGCAAACUUCUUGGUAUGGGGGAUAUUGAAGGACUGAUAGACAAAGUCAAUGAGCUGAAGCUGGAUGACAAUGAAGCACUUAUAGAGAAGCUGAAACACGGUCAGUUUACAUUGCGAGACAUGUAUGAACAGUUUCAAAACAUCAUGAAAAUGGGCCCCUUCAGUCAGAUCUUGGGGAUGAUCCCUGGUUUUGGAACAGAUUUUAUGAGCAAAGGAAAUGAACAGGAGUCAAUGGCCAGGCUAAAGAAAUUAAUGACAAUAAUGGAUAGUAUGAAUGAUCAAGAACUGGACAGUACAGAUGGUGCCAAAGUUUUUAGUAAGCAACCAGGAAGAAUCCAAAGAGUUGCAAGAGGAUCUGGUGUGUCAACAAGAGAUGUUCAGGAACUUUUGACCCAGUAUACCAAGUUUGCACAGAUGGUAAAAAAGAUGGGAGGCAUCAAAGGACUUUUCAAAGGUGGUGACAUGUCUAAGAAUGUGAGUCAGUCACAGAUGGCAAAAUUGAAUCAGCAGAUGGCCAAAAUGAUGGAUCCAAGAGUUCUUCAUCACAUGGUGUGUGACUUUCUUGGAGAGAAGAUUGCAUCUGUUUUGGGCAUCAGUACCCCAAAAUACCAAUAUGCCAUUGAUGAGUAUUACCGGAUGAAGAAGGAGGAAGAGGAAGAAGAAGAAGAAAACAGGAUGUCUGAAGAAGCAGAAAGACAGUACCAACAAAAGAAGAUGGAGGCUGAGUCCAUUGUGCAGACAGAUCAACCAGAAACAGUAGUAUCCAGUUCCUUUGUGAAUCUUAACUUUGAAAUGGAGGAAGACUGUGAAAUAAUAACGGAAAACAAACAAAAUCCAGUCUCUGUUCCACCGUAGAGUGACAAGACUAUAAAAUGUUUAACCCUAAACUUGUAUGAGGAACUUUGCACAUUUUUCUGUUCAGUGGGACUUAAAGCAGUUAUUUACAUUUUAAGUUACCUGGGAAGGGAAACUUAUGUUCUAGCUAUCAGAGUCAGAUCUGAGGUUUGGAUAUGUGUACUAUGCUUUUACUACAUGUCAAUUUAGUGCUUUUUUGUUUCUUUUGGUAUUGCUGGGGAUCAAGCCCAUGCAAGGCCAGCACUCUUGUCACUGAGCUAUACCCUCUGUGCAGUGCUGCAGUUUAAAAUCUUUUCAAAAAAGCCAAGGAUACUCUACAGCCCUAAUCAAUUAAGAGAGUUAAAUUAUUUAUUAAGAUUAUUUUGUAUAUUUAAGAAAACAAGGUAAGUUGUUGAUUAAUGAUACUUGAAGCUGAUUAUCGUAGUUACGGAUUAAAAUGAGGGUUCCUUCCCAGAUUUUAGUAUGCUUUGCUUGCAUUUAAUAUACCUAACCAUUAACUUCACACUAAGGAUGGUUCAGUGAGUGUGUAAUAAAAGAUGCAAGACGGAAGCAGUUUGAAAUUUCUUUCAUCAAGAAUAUUUUGUGGAGCCAGGCCUUUAAUCCUAGCACUCAGGAAGCUGAGGUAGGAAGCUCACCCUGUUCAAGGCCACCUUGGGAAAACAGAGUGAAUUCCAGGUCAGUCUGGGCUAGAAUGAGACCCUAUCUGGAAGAAAAAAAAAGUUUCAAUUUACUAUGCCUAAUAUUGAUAGGCUUCCAUUUAAAAUUUAUUUGAGAAAGAGGCAGAGAGAGGGAGAAUAUGGGUGCGCCAGGGCCUCCAGCUGUUGCAAAUGAACUCCAGAUGCAUGCAUCACCUUGUGCAUCUGACUUAUGUGGGUCCUGGGGAAUUGAACCUGGGUUCUUUGGCUUUGCAGGCAAGCACCUUAAGUGCUGUGGCUUCCAUUUUCAAUAAGAGUCACUAAAUCUUAUAUUCUUUUCAAUAGUUAUUCUAGAAAUAUGUUUAUUAGUGUGUUUGUAAAGUGUUGAUACCUACUGAUCACUUUUUAAGCUCUUCAUGCAUCCUAUUAUCAAAACAGCUAAGGGAUGGGGAACUGGUGACAAUAUUUUGUCAUUCACAUUUUGAAGUAGAAGUUGGACAGUUGAAUCAUUUGUCUAUUUCCAUAUUUGAUUAUCUACUUAGGUUACAAAUUUUAGGAAGCUAAUUUUGAAAACGAAAUUCUAAAAUAAUGUGUAUAGAACCUUAGAAAUUAUCUAUUUAACUUACUAAUUUGUAAUGAAGGGCUGGAGAGGUGGCUCAGCCAUUAAUUUGACGGCCUGAUUUGUAACUAAAUGUAGGUGAAGAACCGUGUGAACAGUGUAGAGAUGUUGAUCUUAAAAGCUUUCUCAGACAUUGAUUAUGUUUACAGCUUUCUAAAAGCAUGAAGUUUUCAGUCUUCAAUUUGUAUAAACUGUACCUUAAAAAUAACUCUAAGCAUAUAGAUAGCACAUUUUGGAAACCUAUCAAUGAAAUGUUUAACUGGAAGUUGAAUUUUUUUUUAACUGAAAAUUGAAACUUCAAGUCAUAAUUUUAGUUCACCUGAAAUUUGGAGAAUUUACCAAGAAAGAACUCUUCUUAUGAGUCUUUAGUUCUAUGGACUCAUGAUACAGUGAUUUAUAAUUUGUGACAAUAAUCUUUUCAUUCAUGGACAUAAGUACAUAAUUUGGUGCUUAAUAGAUUAAUCUUCAGAUUACAUAAUCAAUGUCAUAUUAAAUUAUAGUUUACUAACAGCUGUAAGGCCUGCUGGACUGACUUCUUUCCCAUUUGUUUUUGACUUUGAAAUAGUACCAACUCAGAUAGGAUUUGAUUAUAAAAUGAAUGCAGGUUUGUCCAAAGGUGGUCUCUUCCCCUUUAAAGUUCUAGUAUGUAAAAGUUUACCUAGAAACUUCAUCACAGCAGAAGGAAGAUAAGUGAUUUAUGAAAAUUUAAUGUUUCUUGAAUUUUAUUUUUGUUGUUUGUCCCAAAGUAGCCAGUUUGUAAUGUUUAUAGUUGUUCACUGUGCCUUAAAUUUUUUAUACUUUUGUUUAUGCAAACUAUAAAAUUUCCCACAAAUGCA